AUGUCGAAGCGAUGGGGCUACUACGGAGGGCCCAAGGACGGCAAGCAGCUCCAAGAUCUCGACGAGCUGUCGCUCCAGUUGGCCCUGGAGCUGUCUUUGGCGGAGGAUGGACCCGCCAAGGAGACCGAGACAGAUCAGAAGCUAGAAAAAGCUGUCCUCGACUUCCAGGCCUCCAUCGCCGAAUCGAACAAAACUCGGCCGAUUGCUGCAUCGUUCGACGGGACGGUUGAGGCUGCAGGCGACGUAACACCGGUAUCUGGCACAACAAGAGACUCAGCACGCGGGAGCCCUACGCAGACACAACGGGCUUUGCCCCGACUGCGGAAGCAAAAGCGCGUUGAAAGACAUGAAGACCCGAGUCCUGCCGACGACUGGUGCUUCGCUUGUGGGGGCGAGCUGGUGGCCCCGGGUUUGCAUAAUGACGGCGUCCGCGCUGAAACCUCUCUUGUUCUUGGAUGCGGCCACAUAGUUGGAAGCGAAUGUCUCACAUGUUCCGUCGAGAACUAA
Messenger RNA from Thermothielavioides terrestris NRRL 8126, 507 nucleotides. RefSeq lists its product as uncharacterized. NCBI's taxonomy places the organism in Eukaryota, Fungi, Ascomycota, Sordariomycetes, Sordariales, Chaetomiaceae. The transcript is spliced from 2 exons. The record is from RefSeq and is a predicted model, not a curated record. Bases 1 to 507 code for a protein of 168 amino acids.